Molecule: messenger RNA, 1131 nt
Organism: Drosophila pseudoobscura
Lineage: Eukaryota; Metazoa; Arthropoda; Insecta; Diptera; Drosophilidae
Exons: 2
Coding region: 203-1027 (274 amino acids)
Molecular function (GO): 5'-3' exonuclease activity; 3'-5' exonuclease activity
Source: RefSeq, a predicted model, not a curated record
GCACCCCUAGAGUCCUCGAGAAUCGUGCUUACGAAUCUCGUGACAAAGGGUUUUGGUUCAAUUGUGCCCAAACCCAAAUACAGUAGUCUUUGAAAAACACGUCUUUGUGACUAUUUUUCAAGAAAAACAAAUAAGUGCAGAAGCAACAACCUAGAGCCUCGUCGACUGAUUGAAAAUUUUGAACUGAAUAUUAUCCCACGAAAUGUCCUGUCGCCUCGCUGAGCACAAGAAGGAAAAGCGUGCGCAGCAGGUGCUGUACACGCGCGGACCCGGCUCCUCCCUCAAAUGGCAGUAUAAUGGCAGCAGCUUCCGCAAUCGGGCCGGAAGAUCCCCGGAACGAUCAGAUGAGCUCCGACGUCACGGCCAUAGAGGGAGGUCCAGAGAUCGUUCCAAGGAGCGUGACCACCACCGCGACUGUGACCUCUCCAGACGCACCAACCAGAGUCGUCGCUCGGAUUCGCCAGAUCCAGGCGAAGGCCCUCGCCUUCAGAGCAUCAGUUGGCGGCCCCGUUCCCAGCAGCCGAGCGCCGCACAGCAGGAUGACCCCCAGAGCCAGCCAGGGAUUGGACUAGGCAGAGGCGGGUCGUCUGUUCCGUGCGCCCGAGACCGCAUUCAUCGGGAGACACAGGAGAGGCUGAAGAAGCUGCGGUCGACCUUGGCCAAGGACCCGAAAAUGUCGGCCACCACCAAGGCGGGGAAGAGCGGCUCCUACUUCGCCAACGAUGGGUCUUUCUUGGAUAUUUUCAAGAAAAUGCAAGAGGAACAGAGCACUAUCGCCCGGGAGAGUAGUGCAGUCGCUCCCUACAUUGUCGCUACGGCGGUCGGCGCCCCAGCGCCACCGCCCCUCUGCGUGGGACGUCGUCGUGGUGGCAAGGUCCUGAAGACCGGCCGGGUGCCCAAGCUGCAAGAUCGCGCCAAGAAGAAGGUGGAUCCAAAGGACUUCUGGUCCGUCUACCUGGCCGAGGUCGAGAAGUACAACACCACUGGCUGUGAGAAGGCAGAAGGACAUUCCAAGUUGGUCAAGUAAGACCACGCCCACGACCACUGCCCCAUUUGUUGCUCUACUGCCCGUCAAUACGCUAAUCCCCGUGCAGGCCCAAAUAAACUGAAAUCUGGCAAGGCCGGUGCUUA